AUGAAUCCUCCUCCUAGUAAUAAGAUAAUAAACUGUCCUGGUAAAAGGGUUUCAGAUUACCUAUUUGUAAAGGAGAUAGGAAAAGGAGCCUUUGGAUAGGUAUCAAUAUUAAUUUAGAUAGGUAUUUCAAGCGAAAAACUUGUUAACAAAUGAAGUGGUUGCCAUAAAAUGUAUACCAAGAUCGAAGUUAACUGAUCAUGGAGGAAUAGUUGGAUAAUUAAUUCAAAGUGAAGUGGAAGUGCUAAGAUAAAUCAAUAAUCAGCAUGUUGUUAGAUUAGUGCAGUAUUUAGAAUCUGCAAAUUAGUGCUACAUUGUGUUAGAAUAUUGUAAUUGUAAUAAUCAGAUUAAUAAUACAUCAGCUGGUGAUUUUGAAUAAUUGUGGCAAAGUAGAAACAAAAAAAUUCCAGAGAAUGAAGCUAUCAAUUAUAUGAAAUAGGUGUUGGCUGGCAUGUAAGCCUUACAUGAGAAGAAUAUUUUGCAUCGAGAUCUUAAGCUAGCCAACAUAUUAAUCCACAAUUCCACUUUAAAAAUUGCAGAUUUAGGAUUCUGUAAAUAAUUGAGUGACCCUAAUCAAAAAGAAAAAUUGAGUCUAGGAUCUUUGGGAAACAUGGCUCCGGAAGUAGUCGAAUAACAACCUUAUGGGAUGGCUGCAGAUAUGUUUUCCAUUGGCAGUAUGUUUUAUCAACUUAUUUUUGGAUAAUUCCCAUUUACUAAUCAAAGUUAAUAGAAGUUCUUAGAUGACAUAAACAACAGUAAAAUAUUCAAAUCCCUAUUACAGAUAAACCAAAUUUUAGAAGAAAUGGAUUAGUGAUUUCUUAAGAAUUAGAGUGUCUCUUAGAGAGAAUGUUAAUGAAGGAUCCAAAUAGGAGAUUGAAAUGGAGCGAACUUUAUUCCCAUCCAUUGAUGUAAUAAAAAGAUUUAAGUAGACAUAUAUUCUAUAUAAGGAUACGCGUAAUUAAAUUUGAAUGCUAUCCAAGCUGAUUUAAUAAAUACAAAGGAAAUGGAGCAAUUUUACAAACAAAAGGAUCAAAAUAAAAUGGUGGAAAAGCCUUAAGAUAUACUUUCUAGAUUAAACAUUAAUAAAUAAUAAGAAUUUUAGAUUAAUAGAGCUGUUUCUUAAUAAUUAAUUGAAGAUGAAGGUACUCCCGGUCAACUAGAAGACAACAUUAAAUAAGUAGAAUAACUGUAACAAAAUAUGGAACAAUAAAUAUAAGAGGAUAAAUUGGUUGAAUAAUAUAUUGAUAAGUAUAUGAGAUUGAGAGAUGAGAUUGUCUAUGUUUCAAGAACUUUGAAUGAAGCAUAUGAAAAUCUUGGAUUAGAUUAAUGCUGCUUAAUUUGUCUUCUUUUGGCUAAAAAGAUUUACAUCUUAAACGAAAGAUUGACUAAGACUUUAUUAGAGAAAGACAAUAUCUUCUAAAUUAAUGAUAGGAUAUUGAUCAAAAUAUAUGCCCAUCAACAUUUUGAAAAGUUUAUCUAAUAAAUUGUCGAAGAAACAACCUUUGCCAAAGAUUAUGUGACUUAUUUUGCCGAAUCAUUAUAGUAUCUUUUGUGUUUAAUUAUUUAGACAGCAGCCAAAGCUCUUUUAAAACAAAUAAAGCUGGCAUUCAGAAAUUAAUAAAGAAAUUUCACCCUAAUUCAAUCUAAUUUUCAAAGAAGUCCUAAAUGACUUCGUUUUCAAAUUAAUGGAAAAGACACAUGAAAAUAAUAUGAAUAAAGAAUAUGACGAAGAGAAGAAGAAAUAAACCAAUAAACAUUUAUUCUAAUUAUAAAUACAUCUAAUUGACUGCAGUAAAUAUGAUAAAAUUUAUAAUUAACAUGGAGUAACAUAAAGCUAUUUAAUUAUUAGAAAGUGAAUAUUUAUGAGUAAUUUGAUGGAUUAGCCAAUAAACCAGUUUUCGAAUAAUAGUAAUUAGCGUAGCAGAGAUUUGACGAAAUGUUUGAUUGA
Molecule: messenger RNA, 1945 nt
Organism: Paramecium octaurelia
Lineage: Eukaryota; Ciliophora; Oligohymenophorea; Peniculida; Parameciidae
Source: the annotation of a GenBank genome assembly